Ziziphus jujuba (common jujube) is the source of this 2948-nucleotide messenger RNA. RefSeq names its product DELLA protein RGL1. Gene Ontology annotation, biological process: regulation of DNA-templated transcription. Bases 503 to 2326 code for a protein of 607 amino acids. Gene Ontology annotation, cellular component: nucleus. Gene Ontology annotation, molecular function: DNA-binding transcription factor activity; sequence-specific DNA binding. Lineage: Eukaryota; Viridiplantae; Streptophyta; Magnoliopsida; Rosales; Rhamnaceae. The record is from RefSeq and is a predicted model, not a curated record. The transcript has a single exon.
CUUCUCCUAGUUUAUUGUCUCCUCUAUUAUUAUUUUUAUUUUCAUUGUAUAAAUCAGCUUCUUUUUUUUUGGCCUUUAUUUUUUUUGUUUUUCGUUAUUGGCUUUCUUUCCUAGGAGACAUCCAUGAAAAAAAAAAAAAGAAAAAAAGUUGUUUUUAUCAAUUUACUUCAAUAUGGGCAUAGAAAAUUAUGUUUGAACACCAAACUUUGUCUAGAUUCUCAUAUUAUAAUAAGAUUUUAUGCAACUAUCUAUAGCAAAAGCAUUUUGGUUGAUAACAUUAGCAAAUAAAUUAUUAGAACCCAACAAAACAGGCCAUCUUGAUAACAUCAGCAAACAACAUUUCUUGGAUAUAAAUUACUGUCAAAUAUAUGAUUCAGUAUUAUGAUUGGGAAAAUGGUUAUCAUAGAUGAUAAUGCUUCCGAAUAAGAAAUUAUUAUCUUUCUUGUUCUUGUAUCUUUGGCAUUACUCGAUAUAUAGAACUUGGUGAUGCUUGUGUCUUAGUAUGAGAGCCCAGAAAUUGAUCAUUUUUGCAUUUUGUCAAAUGGAGGAUUCUAUGUUCUAUUUGGCGGACUUGAGCUUUGGUGUAGUUCAGGAAAAAUUUGUCUCUGCUGACAGUUAUUUGGAUGGUAUGAAAAAUGUUCGGUCAUAUGGAGGAGAAGAUUGGGAUUACUCUGGAAAUACUGAUUCCCAUUUCCCUGAGCAUUUUUUCUAUAAUGAUGACUCUGUAAUGGAAGGUUGUGUUUUUUCCAAGUUUGAACUCCAAGAAGAUAAAAAAGUUUCAAGCUCAGAAUAUGGGCUACUUGAUGAUGUUCAGUUUGAUGUAGUUUCUCCACCACUUCAUAGAUGUAUAGAGGAGAUUUCAAAGCUUGAUGAAAUCCAAAAUCCGAUUCCAAAAGUUGAAGCUGCAAAGAAAGAAAAAGGAAAACCUUUUCCUUUGGCUGGACUUGAGCUGUUGAACAAUUACGGAAGUGGGUUUAAAAGAUUGAACGGAGAGAGAAUCGUUGAGCCAAGCAACAACGAAAUAGCGUGCGCGAAGGAUGAUGAAGGAAGGGAAUUAUCAACUGAAGAAAUCGUAAGGAUUGCAGGCACAAGGUUCAUCCAAUCCUCUUCACAGGAAGUUGAUGUUGCCUCCAUGGUUAACCAUCCUUUCGAAUCGUCCUUCUCUGGCCUUUCUGAUGAAGAUAUCAAAGAUGUGGAGCUUGUGGAAUUGCUUCUUGCUGCUGCUGAGAAAGUUGACUAUCAACAGUUUGAGCGGGCGGGCAAGUUACUCAAUCAGUGUGAUUCCUUGUCUAACAAUACAGGUAAUCCAGUUCAAAGAGUAAUUUACUAUUUUUCUGAAGCUCUCAGGCAAAAAAUUGAUAGAGAAACAGGAAGAAUCACAUCAAAAGGUAUUGAAGAGAAAAUACCAUUUGAUAUUGAAGAAGCAAUGAUGAAUAUGAGCACCACAAAACUUGCAUACCACAUGAGGCUUCCAUUCUCUCAAGUGGUACAAUUUGCAGGAACUCAAGCCAUUAUAGAAAAUGUUGGUGAAGCAAGAAAAAUUCAUGUGAUUGAUUUUGGUAUCAGAAAUGGCGUGCACUGGACUGCCUUAAUGCAGGCCCUUGCAUCGCGCAGUGAAUACCCCCUUGAGCGUCUCAAGAUUACUGCUGUAGUAACCAAGUCAAAACAUUUGAUUGAGAAUACAGGACAGACGUUAGUGAGUUUUGCUCAGACCAUGAACAUACCCUUUUCUUUCAAGAUAGUUCUGGUGUCAGAUAUGGUGGAUCUUAAAGAAGAUCUUUUUGAAUUGGAUGCUGCAGAAGCAUUGGCUGUGCAUUCGAAGUUUUCAUUAUGGGGCAUGAUUUCUCAGCCUAAUCAACUUGAGUCUGUGAUGAGAGUGAUCAGAAACUUAAAACCAUGUGUGGUUGUAGUUGCUGAAGUUGAGUCAAAUCACAACUCGCCUGUGUUUGUGAAGCGUUUCAUUGAAGGUCUUUUCUUCUAUGGUGCAAAUUUCGACUGCUUCGAUGCUUUUAUGAAACGGGAUGAUCCAAACAGAAUGAUUAUUGAAUCAAAGCUCUUUGGUUAUGGAAUCAGAAACAUGGUGGCAACUGAAGGAGAGGAAAGGAAGACACGACAUGUGAAGAUUGAUGUGUGGAGGGCAUUUUUCUCGAGGUUUGGAUUGGAGGAGGAAGAACUUAGCUCAUCGUCAUUGUAUCAAGCAAAUCUGGUGGUUAAGAAUUUUCCUCAUGGGAAUUCUUGCACACUUGAUAAGAAUGGAAAAUCCCUGUUAAUUGGGUGGAAGGGUACACCACUUCAAUCUCUUUCUGUCUGGAAAUUCCUUUCAUAGUGAUAUAAAGGAAUCAAUCUUCAGAGCCGCCUUCAUUUUUAAUAGGUUCAGCUUUCGGUUAUCUUACACUACUCCAUUAUUAAUACAUAUUAGAUGUGUAUCUCUGGUUUAGUAUUAUGGUUAGGAACUUUGCAUGUGAUAAAUAGUAUAAUUUUCUUGUGAAACAAACUUUGUUUCCAAAUCCCAUUUUACAUUCCCUUUUCUCGAGCUAGUGAGCUUAUUAUUCUUCAAGACAAUGGUUAUGCAGCGUCUGCAAUAUGGCUAGUGAAUUUGCUAUAGGAUUUGACAUAAUGUUUGAUCAUAACAAACUAAGUGUACCUGUUAUCAAGUUUGCGCCUUUGAUAUUUUUUACAAUUCCUAUGGGAUUUGGCCAUAAUGUUUGUUUGAUCAUAACAAACACAUUAAAAGUGUACAUAAUCUGUCUCAUAUUAUCAAGUGUGUGCCUUUGAUAUUUUUUCAAUUUUUUCAUAGAGAUAAACCAGUUGUCUAUUUGCUAAGAACUUCAAGAAAGUGAAAGUAGACUAGCGAAGCAAAGGAUGUAGAGAAAGAGAACAAGGAAAGUGGGAAAAAAAAAAAAUCAAGGAGACAAGCGGGGAGAGAAUGCAGAGAGAAGGUAAGGAGA